AUGCGUUUGUACAAGAAUCUUAGUUUCCUAGGUUUGCUAAAUUUUGGCCUUUUUUGGGUUUACAGUAUCUGUUGUGGGGUUUAUAGGAGAUGUCAGCAGGAAGAGAGUGUUGAGAAGCUACCAGAUGCUUUGUUUCUUCUGGAGUCACCCACACUCGCACAGGUGACUGGUGGUGACCAUGCUUCUGUUGUUGCAGCUGCAAUGGCUGAGAGUGCAUUACGGAAGAGGGACUUAAAUGGGAAUGCUUCUUCUCUUCCACGUCGUCCCAAGGUACCGAGAGGAAAUUUGCCUCACUCCAAGAAUAUUCCUGAAACUAUGGGUAAUGUGCUUGUACCUCCUCAGCUCAAGGGAAGGAGCAAUGUUGCCACAGAGGAUAUGAGCAGGCUUUUUGUGAAAAAACGGCAAGACUCCUCCAAUGCAAGAUCUCCAAAUCAGGAAUAGUUUUGUCAAAUUUGAAUGGUUUUAUUUCUGUCUAAUUGCCUAACAUUUGGUGCAACGUAACGAUGGUAUGUUUAGCAGAUACGAUGAGCAUGUACUUUUCUCAAUAAUUUACGACUAUUUAUACGGAAGGAAAAAAACUGAAAUUACCAUUAUGUGCUAA
Molecule: messenger RNA, 601 nt
Organism: Camelina sativa (false flax)
Lineage: Eukaryota; Viridiplantae; Streptophyta; Magnoliopsida; Brassicales; Brassicaceae
Source: RefSeq, a predicted model, not a curated record